AUGGUGGCUGGAUAUGGAAUACUGAAAGAAAUGGACACAGGGAAGACACCUACUGAGACCUUAAACCCUGGCACUGGUGUCAUGGAAUCAGUCACCUUUGAGGAUGUGGCCGUGGGGCUCCUCCAGGAGUGGGCGUUGCUGGAUGGUGCGCGGAGGAACCUGUGCAGAUACGUGAUACUGGACAACUGCAGGACCCUGGCCUCUAGGGGGACUCCACCAUGCAAACCCAGUCUGGUCCCCCAGCUGGGGCCAAGAGCAGAGCCACUGGCAGCAGAAUGAGGGAUUCUCCAGGUCACGGGUGCAGACUGGGAAUCUCAACUUAAACCCAAAGAGUUGACUUCUAUGCAGGAUAUUUUGGAAGAAACACCGUCCAGUGACAUGCAAAUGGGACUGACGGUGGCUGUGCAGAUUCAGAGGAUGGUGACACUGGUGCCCACGCUGGGCCACCCUGACCCAUGGGUGGCCGGGGCUUCUGCUCUGCCUGCAACGGGCCUCGCCUGGCUCCAGGAGGACAGCACACAGGAAGAAGCCUUGGCUCCUGGGUUGCUGACCACCUGUUCACAGGAACCAGUCACGUUUGCAGAUGUGGCUGUGGUGUUCACCCCAGAAGAAUGGGUGUUUCUGGACUCUGCCCAGAGGAGCCUGUAUAGAGACGUGAUGCUGGAGAACUACAGGAACCUGGCCUCCGUGGGAGAUCGACUCUGCAGACCCUGUACAUUGUCCCAUUUGGAGCAAAGAGAAGAGCUGUGGACCAAGGACAAAGGAGACGUCUCAGGUACUUGUCCAGAACCUCAGCUUCAACCCAGAGAGUCAGUUCCUGGUGAAGAUAUUUUUGUGGAGAUUCCGUCCAUUGGCAUGAAAAGGCAACCUCAGCCUGGAGAAAACCAUAAAUAUAAUGAACUUGAGAAAUGUUUUAACAGCAUCGAACCACUUUUCCAGUACCAGAGAAUUCAUGCGGGAGAGGCCCCCUACGAAUGUCAAGAGAGUGGAAAUUCCUUCUUCCAGAGCGCUCACCUAAUCAUGCCUGAGAAAAUCCGUAGUGGGGAUAAAACCUAUGCAUGUAACCAAUGUGAAAAAUCCUUCAGAUACAGCUCUGACCUCAUCAGGCACGAGAAGACUCACACCACAGAGAAGUGCUUUGAAUGCCAAGAAUGUGGGCAAGCGUUCAAGUAUUCCUCAAACCUGCGGCGACACUUGAGAACCCAUACUGGAGAGAAGCCCUUCGAAUGUAGCCAUUGUGGGAAAACCUUCACGAGGAACUUUAACCUGAUUUUGCACCAGAGAAACCACACAGGAGAGAGGCCCUAUGAGUGUAAGGAUUGUGGGAAGGCGUUCAAUCAGCCGUCAUCCCUCAGGAGCCAUGUGAGAACUCACACGGGAGAGAAGCCCUUCAAGUGCAGCCAGUGUGGGAAAGCCUUCAGAGAACACUCAUCGCUGAAGACCCACCUGCGGACCCACACCAGAGAGAAACCGUACGAAUGCAACCAGUGCGGCAAGCCCUUCCGGACAAGCACUCACCUGAAUGUGCACAAGAGGAUACACACGGGGGAGAAAUUGUAUGAGUGCGGGACUUGUGGUCAGGUCUUGAGUCGUCUCUCGACCCUGAAGAGUCACAUGAGAACUCACACCGGAGAGAAGCCCUACACAUGCCAGGAAUGCGGGCGAGCCUUCAGCGAGCCCUCCUCCCUCAGGAAACACGCGAGGACUCACAGUGGCCAGAAGCCCUAUGCGUGCCAGGAAUGUGGGCGAGCGUUUGGUCAGUCUUCACACCUCAUCGUGCACGUGAGAACACACACUGCGGGGAGACCCUAUCAGUGUAAUCAGUGUGAUAAAGCCUUCAGACACAGCUCCUCACUCACGGUGCACAAAAGGACCCACAUGGGGAGAGAGAACAUUAGGAAGGGCGGCCUGCCUUUAUCAGUGUCUCAUUCCUAUGGUGGGCCCCUUGCUAAUUAA
Propithecus coquereli (Coquerel's sifaka) is the source of this 1956-nucleotide messenger RNA. It is a transcript of the gene ZNF333, whose product is annotated as zinc finger protein 333. Gene Ontology annotation, molecular function: DNA-binding transcription repressor activity, RNA polymerase II-specific. Lineage: Eukaryota; Metazoa; Chordata; Mammalia; Primates; Indriidae. The record is from RefSeq and is a predicted model, not a curated record. Gene Ontology annotation, biological process: negative regulation of transcription by RNA polymerase II.